Messenger RNA from Rhodotorula toruloides NP11, 1449 nucleotides. RefSeq lists its product as uncharacterized. Bases 1 to 1449 code for a protein of 482 amino acids. NCBI's taxonomy places the organism in Eukaryota, Fungi, Basidiomycota, Microbotryomycetes, Sporidiobolales, Sporidiobolaceae. The transcript is spliced from 3 exons. The record is from RefSeq and is a predicted model, not a curated record.
AUGCUGGCCAGAGGCUACUCGCGCGAGGAACACGACGCACUCUUGAGCUUGUUCGACCCGCAUAUCUACACCCGCAGACGAGCAACCGCACCACCCGCCACCUACCCCACCUCCUUCGCCGCAGACGACCGCACACCCACCCACAGACACCGGCGCACGGCCAGCAUCGCAUCCAGCGUCACGUCCUACUUUGCAGACAGGCUGCACAUCCCCUCUCCCCGCCCCAGCAGGCCAGCCAGCGUCCUCUCCAAGCCCCAACUCGCACCGCUUCUCUCCCUCCCAAGCGAGAUCCUCCUCCACAUCCUCGCCUUCACCCUCCCCCCGUCCCACACUCGCUGGACAGCCCGCGAUCGCGCACACACCCUCGCGACCCUCGCGCUCGUCCAUCCCGUCUUGCGCAACUAUGCCCAGAACGAGCUCUUCUCGACGGUGUACAUCGCGAGCGAUCGCACCGUCGAACAGUUGACCCGCUUGACGUGUUUGCCCAAGAGUCGCGGGCAGGAACUGGGCAGGCGGAUCACGAGGCUUGUUGUCCAUGGGAGUCUAGGGACGGGAGACGGAGGGAAGGCGCUUGCCAAGCUCGUGCAGCAACUUGUCGGGCUCGAGUCGCUCCACCUCGAAGACUUGGACGGCCUCGAGUUGCGGGCUUUCCUUCUCCAUCCGACACUUCGGACGUUCUCAGCAAGCCGCUGCGGCUUCCGCUCGCGUUUCCGCGCCGUCGCCUCCUCCCGCCCCUCGCCCAUCACGUCCCUCUCCCUGACGACUUGCACCGGACACCACGACUCCUUCUCCGGUUUCUUCCUUCCCAGCCUCUCGACACUCGCGAUCUGGGACAUCUCCCUCCCUCCGCCUUCGCCCCUCGCCGUCUGGGAGCCGAGCGAGGCUUUCCGCACGCUAGCGGCGGAAGUUGGCGCGCAGCUGCGAGACGUGACGGUUGACGAACACCACUUCAACUACCUCUUUCCCCUCCCGCGCCUCGCUCCCCAACGCCAAGUGGUCCUGCACCGACUGUGUAUCAUCAAACUUUCCCUCCUCCCUCUCGCGAUCGACCUCCUUCCCCUUCCUUCACCAUUCCCUUCCACCUCGUUCAAGGGACUGAGGGAACUUCACCUCGUCCCGCCUCCGUCCUUCUUACCCGCCUCUACCUCGGCGGAGAAAGCCGAUACACACUUCUCUGCCCUCCUCGCGCCGUUUCACCAACUCGCAGGCCGCGGGGCCGGCUCGAUUCACCCCGCGCUGAAGGGGUUGCAGACUCUCACCCUAGACUGGAGGUACGGAGUAUGGGAAACAUCAGGCGAGGGAAGGUUGAAGAGGUUGAGAAGCGUUUGUGAGAAACUGGGAGUGGAGGUGCGUGUUGGGAGGGAGGGAGAGGGGGAGGACGUGUUUGGAGGUGGGAGGGGGGUGAGGAGGGGGAUGGGGAGGAGGUGGAGGAGUCAAGGUGGACUUUGA